AAGUCAAACUUUGCGAUCGCCGACGCCGACGGCGUCUAGUCAACCCUGCUGCUCUUUCAUUUCUCACGGGAACUUCCAUAGUGGAGCAGAGCUGAGCUGAGCUGAGCUCGGGAUUUGCCUCUCUCUCUCUCUCUCUCUCUACCUCCCCUUCCGGCGGCGGCCCUGCAACAAUGGAGGCGGCGCCAUUUGGUUCCUCUUUGUUCACUCCGACGUCGCUCUCUUUCUCCUCUUCCACUUCACAGUCCCUCCUCUUCCUCCGCUCAGGAAAUGACACCGUAGGGCUCAAAUUCAAGCCGCGUGGGAGUAGAAGUUUCGCUGUCCGCGCCUCCUCCAAUGGUGAUUCUGUGGUGACGUUGCUCGAUUAUGGAGCCGGCAAUGUGCGGAGCGUGAGGAACGCGAUUCGGCACCUCGGCUUCGACAUUAAAGAUGUGCAAACUGCUGAAGAUAUAUUGACUGCGAACCGCCUCAUCUUCCCGGGUGUUGGGGCGUUCGCGUCCAUGAUGGAUGUCCUGAAUGAGAAAGGGAUGACUGAAGCUCUCCGAACUUAUAUCAAGGAAGAUCGCCCUUUCCUCGGCAUUUGUUUAGGCCUGCAGCUACUUUUUGAGUGCAGUACAGAGAAUGGACAAGUUAAUGGUCUUGGUGUAAUCCCUGGAGUGGUUGAUCGUUUUGAUUCAUCAAAUGGCUUGCAAGUUCCUCAUAUCGGAUGGAAUGCCUUGAAAGUCAGGGAAGGCUCUGGUAUUUUAGAUGAUAUUGGAAAUCGUCAUGUCUACUUCGUCCAUUCCUACCGUGCCGUACCUUCAAUGGACAAUGUGGAGUGGGUUUCUUCAACAUGCACUUAUGGGGAUGAUUUUAUUGCCUCUGUUGGAAGGGGAAAUGUGCACGCUGUUCAGUUUCACCCAGAGAAGAGUGGAGAUGUUGGACUGUCGGUAUUGAGAAGGUUCUUGUCCCCAAAGUCAAGCAUGUUAAAGAAGCCUGCUGAAGGGAAGGCCUCAAAACUCGCAAAGAGGGUUAUUGCUUGCCUAGAUGUGAGAACGAAUGAUAAAGGAGAUCUUGUCGUAACUAAAGGAGACCAAUAUGAUGUAAGAGAGAACACAGAGGAGAAUGAGGUGAGGAACCUGGGCAAACCUGUUGACCUUGCUGGACAGUACUACAAGGAUGGAGCUGAUGAAAUCAGUUUUCUGAACAUUACUGGUUUCCGGGACUUUCCUUUAGGCGACUUACCAAUGCUGCAGGUGUUGAGAUACACAUCAGAAAAUGUUUUUGUACCAUUAACAGUUGGAGGUGGAAUUAGGGAUUUUACCGAUGCAAAUGGCAGGUACUAUUCUAGUCUGGGGGUAGCUGCAGAAUAUUUUAGAUCUGGAGCUGAUAAGGUUUCUAUAGGAAGUGAUGCUGUAUACGCUGCAGAGGAAUAUCUAAGGACAGGAGUAAAGACUGGAAAGAGCAGCUUGGAACAGAUAUCUAGAGUUUAUGGAAACCAGGCUGUGGUUGUUAGUAUUGAUCCGCGUAGAGUUUACAUUAAUAGUCCCAAUGAUGUGGAGUUCAAAGCAACAUGGGUAACAAACCCAGGUCCCAAUGGAGAGGAAUAUGCGUGGUAUCAGUGUACGGUAAAUGGUGGACGAGAAGGUCGACCCAUUGGAGCUUAUGAGCUUGCGAAGGCUGUUGAAGCGUUGGGUGCUGGAGAAAUUUUAUUGAACUGUAUCGAUUGCGAUGGUCAAGGGAAGGGAUUUGACAUCGAUUUAAUAAAAUUGAUCUCCAACGCUGUGAGCAUCCCUGUGAUUGCAAGCAGUGGAGCAGGUGCAGUUGAGCAUUUCUCUGAGGUAUUCGAGAAGACAAAUGCUUCUGCAGCUCUUGCAGCUGGAAUUUUCCACCGGAAGGAGGUUCCCAUUCAAUCCGUAAAGGAGCACCUACUGAAGGAAGGGUUUGAAGUCAGAGUCUGAAGGAACAGAGUUAGCUGUCCGGAAGCACCCCCGGAUUAGGAUAACCUGGAGUAGGCAUGCUUUCGUUUUGUCAUUUCUAUGUACGUACUCAAUCAGAAAGCCUCACAUGUACUUACGGAAGUGUUUAUUGAAUAUUGUUUCUAAAUGUGGCAUUUUCAAGGAGUCUUUGAUACAACGUCAACAAGAUGAGUUUUCAAAUAUCAUCAUUCUUUGUAAAUCA
Molecule: messenger RNA, 2157 nt
Organism: Punica granatum (pomegranate)
Lineage: Eukaryota; Viridiplantae; Streptophyta; Magnoliopsida; Myrtales; Lythraceae
Source: RefSeq, a predicted model, not a curated record